AUGCCAGGAUUUCCGCCUGUGGAGGAUGGACUGCAGUAUCAGCCAAACUCGUCUGAUGAAGACGGAUCGGAUUGCCAGUCAAGCUCAUCUGAGGAAGACUGGCCGGAGCACCAGCCAGCCACAUCUGAGGAUGAUGAUUCGGAGUAUCACCCAAGCCUAUCUGAGGAAGAUGAAUCGGACGAUGAGCGUCAUCGACCACGCAAAACCAUCCACAUUCACCAAGCAUCUGUCACCUUAAACGACGAUCAUCUGGGAGCCAACACAGACCUCGAGGUGGGAACUGUCAUCAGCAAAGGAGAAACCUUGGAGCUUCUUGAUGGCAGCUUCCUGAGGAUCACGGAGCUCGGAUUCGGAAGAGCCGAGAACAGUCCUUCUGUGGUAUUCAAGGGCCAUCUCUUUAGACCUAUCGAAGAAUUCGAGGACUACUUGCCUAUGAGAUUUGGUGGCAGCGAACUAGUCUGGGUUUGCGCAGCAGGAGAGCAUGAUUCCCCGCCAGAAGGGUACCUGAGGUCCGGCAACAGCAAAGAUGUGCUCCGCAUCCGACAUCUAGACCUCUCCAACUCAGAGUCUGCUUCCGAAUCGUUCCUCCAAACUCGAGUCAUGGGAAUGUUCAUAGAUCCAAGGCCUCUAGUUUGUCAAUGGAAAUUAGUGGCUCAGCUCUCAAAGUCGGAUGCUAAGCAACCAGAAAGAAGCUUCAAAUCAAUUAUGGAUAGAAGCCGAAAGCAGCCGAAAGCCUUCAUAGCGCUGUCUAGCCAGGAGCCCUUUCUUGGAGGAACCACAUCCGCUGAUUGCUCCACUUCUCAGCACCAGCUUGACAGUGAUCCGCUGAGAGAAAGCUCAGAUGGCGGUCGACGUCGACCCAAAAAGUUUGGGCGUGCCACAAGCAGGAACCUCGGUAAAGAACGUUGCAGAGAUGCAGGAGGUAGAUACAUAUUGGCCCCGAACACCAACGGCAACAGGAUUGCGAAAGCCACGCGCAACCCUGCUAUACACAAGUAUUCAUAUCAUCUUGGCAUGAGCUUGGCUCAUGCGCUCAAUAUAUCAUCGGCUCAACGAUCAGUAUCGGAGCAAGACAUUGGACUGCGAGCUUACACGUUUGCAGACGCAUUCUGCGGUGCUGGAGGUAUGUCCAUCGGGGCAAGAGACGCCGGGCUCCGUAUCGAAUGGGCUUUCGACAAAGACAGAGACGCCAUCAAUACGUACUCUCUGAAUCAUGGUAACGGAACAUGUAAGAAAAUGUCAGCUGAGAGUUUUCUCGAAUCUGAAAAUGCAUACGGAACAUCAAAAGUAGACAUUCUUCACCUUUCGCCACCAUGCCAAGGUUUCACUCUGGCUUGUAGGGGUUCUCCAAGGAAUGGAGAAAGAGAUAACGAAUGCAUGACUUACGUUGGCAAGAUUGUGGGAAAAGUGGGGCCAAGGAUCGUGACCUUCGAGCAAGUGGGAGCAGUUCUCAGCAAACAUCGGGAAUUUUUCACAACAAUGGUGCACGACUUGACCUCCAUCGGCUACAACGUCAGCUGGAGAAUAAUCCAAUGCGUGGAUUUCGGCCUGCCUCAAAGGCGGAAACGCCUUUUCAUGAUAGCUUCGUGCCGAGGAGAACCACUCCCUGAAUUCCCCGAACCCACACAUUCGCACCGCGCUUACUGCGACGGAUCGCGCUCCCAGCCUUGGAACACCUUUGCAGGUGCUAUCGAAGACCUCGAAGACAGCGCCCCAAAUCAUGUUCAGCAAAAUCCCAGGAGGGUACGCCCCAUCGAGAACUGGGCACCACCUCACCCGCCAGAUUGGCCUUGUCAUGACACGAUCACAAGCGGUGAGAACUGGCCGGACCACUACAACGGCAAGUACGUGUGCACGGUAAGGGAAGCGGCCUGCCUGCAAGGGUUCCCUGCCGAUUACAAGUUCUGUGGUAAGUUGCCGGCUACCAAGAAGCAAGUGGUCAAUGCAGUACCGCCACCCGUUGCGAAAGCCAUCCUGGAAGAGGUCCAGAGAUCGCUGGCGAGAACGGAUGCGUCGAGGAGGUCCUGA
Messenger RNA from Letharia columbiana, 2028 nucleotides. RefSeq lists its product as uncharacterized. Gene Ontology annotation, cellular component: nucleus. Gene Ontology annotation, molecular function: methyltransferase activity. The transcript has 2 exons. NCBI's taxonomy places the organism in Eukaryota, Fungi, Ascomycota, Lecanoromycetes, Lecanorales, Parmeliaceae. The record is from RefSeq and is a predicted model, not a curated record. Bases 1 to 2028 code for a protein of 675 amino acids.